UGAAGGUGAUACCAAGUGCGGGGGGACAACAAUAUCCAUUUACUUAAGGAAAUCCAUCUUACUGAACUAGGACGCUGCUAUUGCCUGUAUUACUACUUGUCUAACUUAAAAGAAGAAGGGGACGAUGGGGUGGGUGUGGUGAUCACGUCAGUUUCCCACCAGUGAUCAUUCUGUGCUGAUGGAAUACCCCGGGGUCGCCAUGCGGCGCGUGCUGCUGGCGGUUAGUGGGAGCGUGGCGGCGGUUAAACUGCCGGAGUUGGCGGCGGGAAUCGCCUGUCUGCCCGAGGUUGAAUUAAUAGUGGUGACCACAGAACAUGCCAAACACUUUUAUGACUCCAAAGAUGUCUCUGCUAAAAUAUAUAGUGAUUCAGAUGAAUGGGAGAUGUGGAAGCAGAGGUCAGAUCCUGUCCUACAUAUAGAUUUGAGGAGAUGGGCAGAUCUAAUGGUGAUAGCACCUUUGGAUGCCAAUACGCUAGGAAAAAUAGCCACUGGAAUCUGUGAUAAUUUAUUGACUUGCAUAGUUAGAGCCUGGGAUCUUAAGAAGCCACUACUCUUCUGCCCAGCCAUGAACACUGUAAUGUGGGAGCAUCCGAUUACAGCAACACAGGUCCAAACACUGAAGAGCUUUGGUUAUAUUGAAGUUCCUUGCAUUGUAAAGACGUUGGUGUGUGGAGACAAAGGUUAUGGGGCAAUGGCAGAGAUAUCAACAAUCGUGGAAAAGGUAAAAGAGUGUUUGGAACAGUCUCCAUAGCUGCUGAUGAUGGGAGAAGCAGAGCCAACUUUCAAACAUCCACAAUCUUUCACUUCAUUUUAUUUAGAACUUUGUUCUGAAUGUAAACCACUUCAACAUUGGGAUUAUAAAUAACAAACUGAUUCCAAUCAAA
Chiloscyllium plagiosum (whitespotted bambooshark) is the source of this 884-nucleotide messenger RNA. It is a transcript of the gene ppcdc, whose product is annotated as phosphopantothenoylcysteine decarboxylase. Gene Ontology annotation, cellular component: phosphopantothenoylcysteine decarboxylase complex. Gene Ontology annotation, molecular function: phosphopantothenoylcysteine decarboxylase activity; FMN binding. The record is from RefSeq and is a predicted model, not a curated record. Lineage: Eukaryota; Metazoa; Chordata; Chondrichthyes; Orectolobiformes; Hemiscylliidae. Gene Ontology annotation, biological process: coenzyme A biosynthetic process.